Camellia sinensis is the source of this 1094-nucleotide messenger RNA. RefSeq names its product PLASMODESMATA CALLOSE-BINDING PROTEIN 2. NCBI's taxonomy places the organism in Eukaryota, Viridiplantae, Streptophyta, Magnoliopsida, Ericales, Theaceae. The record is from RefSeq and is a predicted model, not a curated record.
AGCUAUGACCUCCCACAUACACCCCUCCUCUCCUCUCUCUCUCUCUCUCUCUCUCUCAUCUUCUGCUAAGCUGUUGCAGGCUUUUUUUCUGAGCACCAUUGAUAGCUCUUCUUCUAUCUUUCACCAUGGAUGGUUUACUGUUUGCAGCCCUUAUCUUGGCCUUGGCUGGUCAUUCAAGUGCAACAUGGUGUGUGUGCAAGGAUGGAGUGGGUGAUGCAACACUACAGAAGACAUUGGACUAUGCAUGUGGAGCUGGGGCUGAUUGUAACCCAAUCCACCAGAAUGCUGCUUGCUACAACCCUAACACUCUUAAGGCUCAUUGCAACUAUGCUGUUAACAGCUUCUUCCAAAAGAAGGGUCAAUCUCAAGGAUCUUGUGAUUUUGCUGGCACUGCCUCUGUUACUACUUCAGACCCCAGCUCUACUGGUUGCGUUUAUCCUGCUAGCGCUAGUUCCACUAGCACUAGUACAUCUCCGGUGAGCACCACACCCUCAUCCACGACGCCUACUACCACGACGCCUACUACCACAACACCUUCCACCACCGUGACACCAUCCACCACCACUCCCGUGGGUGGUUCUCCUUAUGUGACAACUCCCACAGGCGUGUUAGGACCUACAGGAACCGGCAUCAACACUGACGUCAGUGAGGGCGGGCUUAUGCUUCAUCCGACAAGUGUGUUCUCUUCCUUAAUAAUCCUCAUGUUUUCGGCAUUUAUGUUCUGAUGAGGUUAGAAGAAGUCGAUGAGAAGUUUAGGGUGGUGGGGUAGAAUGGUUGGUAUUGAUGUUGAAGUUGAUGUGCAGAGGCUGGGGGCGUGCAUGUGAUUCUACUACUAGUUUGUGGGAAUAUAUCUAAAGACAACUUUAUUUUAUUUUUUGUUUUUUUCCUUACCUUUUUAACUUGGGACAGAAGAUGGGCUUUUGAGUGGUACUGUGGCUAUCAGUGGGUGUUCUCUCUCUCUUGUAACUCUAGAUCUCUAGUUAUUUAUUAAUUUGGUGAGAAUGAUGCACCCCAUGUUCCUAGUUAGUACUUUGCAAAACAUUUGUUUUAGAUAACUUGUCAUGGUGUGGCUUAUUUUAAUUUCUCUAUCUAGA